AUGCAGAGAAAAAGGUUUAAGCUGGUUAAGGCUAACGAUUCCGUUAAACCGUUGCAUCAAAGAUCUACUAAUGUUAAAACACCCUCGGCUGAGACUAGGGUUAAACAGCCGCCAAAGAGAUCAAUUGAUCAAAGUUCACAUCGAACAAAGAAAAGAAAAAAGGAAUCCCAUCCUGUAACAGAUGACAUUGGAGAAACCGUGUUUGAAAACGAUCAUGUCCAGUUAAAAUUCAGUGAACCGUCCCCUAGAGCCGUAUCGCCACCUAGGCGGCUAGACAAGAUUGUAGAAGAAGGUUAUUCUUUACAAUUAGAUGAUUUCGAUCAGCCGCCGGAAUCUACCUCUACCCCAGUAAACGGUAGUAGAGACUCUAGAGGACGGUCUCCCUUAACUUACAACGGUUUCACAGACGACUUUCCUCUACACAGCAAGUAUUUAGAGCAGCAGCAGCAGCAGCAGCAGCAACAUAUGUUUUCCUAUAUGCCCUUUGGAUUUAUACCACAAUACCAGUUCCCAUCAACAUUCCCCAUGGGCUAUAAUAACGGUAUUUUGCCUGCACAAACAAUUGGACCAUCGAUGGGUGCUCAAUUUCCAAUACCCAUGGGAUUCCCCAUGAACUACCCACUCCCACAACCAACUAUGAUGGAUCCAUAUAUGAGGAAUUAUGUGUAUGGCUCAGGAAGUCAAAACUCAAGCUAUAAAUCUAGUGGUGGAGAUGCAACUUAUCGUGGAAGUGAAUAA
Messenger RNA from Zygosaccharomyces rouxii, 738 nucleotides. RefSeq names its product Spo13p (gene SPO13). Lineage: Eukaryota; Fungi; Ascomycota; Saccharomycetes; Saccharomycetales; Saccharomycetaceae. Bases 1 to 738 code for a protein of 245 amino acids. The record is from RefSeq and is a predicted model, not a curated record. The transcript has a single exon.